CAGAAAACGACGGCGAUCGACAACAUAGUUUAGAUGGGGAAUGCAGCGAGCGAUGGAUCCACGAGUGCCGCGUCCAUCUUUGACGCGGCCCAGACGUCCGCGCUGGACAAGAUCGUCAGCGAGCAGUCGUACAUGAUGAGUGACAGCGUGUGGGUAACGUUCUUCACGCUUGACCAGCCUCUGCUGGACAUGCCACCCGCAACUUUGCAGCAGUUCUUUCGGCCAUACGCACACAACUUUGCACGCAACACGGUCCGGAGUGGGAACUUUCGCAUGCUCAUUCGACAUGUCACGCGCAGUGUGCGGUAUCUGUCGCCGCCGCGGCACCACGCCGACACCAUCGUGACCACCACCACGACGGUGCUCGCGACCGAAUCCUUCCACGUGAUCAACGUCCUCUGCGUCGUGCGGCACUUUAUCAAGCACUUCAUCGAGCACAACUGCGACGUCGUGACUUUGUUCGCCACCGAAGGCAACAGCACUUCCUCCUCCAACAACGACAUCGCCGUGGACUUUUUAGAUGCCCUGCUUCUCCUUCUCUUUGAUGCUCCAACAGAGGACACAUACGACCUCCAUCUAGAAGGGAUCAACCUCCUGCUCGUGCUUGCAUCGUCCACAGCCUACCCCUCGACAUCAACGUCCAUGCAUCCGACGCUUCUCGAUGUGUUCAUGACGCAUGCAUCAGCAUCCGACGAGCGAGGAGGUGGUCGGCCGUCACAGCGGGCCGAUGACCUCGUCAAGCGACUCCUUCUAUCGUACUUGGAUCAACUGCCAGCCCCGCGCAUGGAGUCAGCCGCCGCCAUCGCCGCCACCGCCGCGCUUCCCCCGUCCACAACUAGUAGUUGGGACAACGUGGUCGAGUUUUUCAGCGAAAUCCAAGUGUUUCCGCUGGCUGACCGCAGUGCAUUGCUGCUGCUCGUGCUGGUCACUGCCAGCAACGGCGGCGGCGGCAAUCCAUUUAGGAAAGCGCUGGCGACGCUGGCCGAUCGCGACGAGUCACGCAUGCUGGCUCAUAGUCUGCCGUUCUCGCACGUUGUGGCGGUGCUUGGCAGGAACAUCCACAUUGAGUUGCACGCAACGUUGCUGUACCACGCGCUACUCCUGAACCCAUCGUUCCGCGACGCGCUGUGCCGACCCGUGGACGUCGAUCACUUUGUACCUUGUGUUGUGUAUGCAAAGUAUAUACUAAACAAAGUAUGGGUGCAGGUCUUACCACUGCUGGAAGCCAUCUACAUACACACGCUAUCGCCCCCGCGCCUGUACACGCUUCUUGCUGUCCUCUUGCACCUAUCCGAAAACCCACCCGUGGUGCAAACACUCCACCAGUCCCAGGUACACACCGAAAAUAGUGUUAUUUUUGACUUGCACUUAGGUGCAGGACCACCAAACGUGGUACCAAGAGCGGUACCUUUGCGAUUUGUCGGCAGCGAGUGUGGGAGUUCUCGUGCUGUGUCGUGUGCUCAAAGCCAACUUGAGUGUCUUGCAUGACUCAUUGGUGCAGUCGAUGGCCAUGGCGUUGCUGUGGAACGUCAUGCAGUUCGCCAAGAACUUGCACCCGACUGCAACCCAGAGCCUCGUCAAGUUGCUGGCCCACGCGGCCAAGAAGGAGCAACUCCUCCGACCAAGUCCUGACGAGGCGGCGGCGUACCUUGCGACGGCGCGGGACCUCCUGCUGUGCAUCCAACUGGGGUGCACACCGCGGCUCCUGCCAGCGAACGCGCAGCUGAUGUACUCGCUGUUGCAUGCGAGUGACGUGUUGAAUGGGUUGGCCAUGCACCCGAGUGAAGCGCUUCGGGACGACAUCGCGAUGGUGUUGGGCACCGUCGCGUACUGCAGAGCGAUGGUGGACCAGGGUGACGACGAAGGGGACGGCGACGACGACGGAAGGAUGCACGACCUGACCAUGGAACAAGUGCUGGAACGCAUCCAAGGCGGGUGCAAAGCGCUCGCGCAUUCGGUACGACUGUACGUACAUGCGGAGUUGAGUUGGCUCAUGGGCUUGGUGGAUAUGGUAGACGGCCAGCCAAGAGCAACCAGAAGUGUACUAUCGAUACGAAGCGCAAGACGAAAGCACCAUGAGGAGAGACGAUGGACGCAUGUUCUUCAUGCCGAGGCUGUGGCAGGAGACGGUGCGGCAUACCACCGACCUCGCAUGGAGCCCAGACAAGAUGGUGUUGUCGUCGGGGUAGAUGUAGGCAAUGUCCAUGGACGAGCGCAAUACUAGUAGACUUUAUCAUGUCCCCCUGUUCUCGUGACGUACGUACGCAGCAUCGACAUGCUGCUUCCUUCGAGGAACCCCAUCGUGUACAUGUCAUGUACAUGAUGGUACAGUUUCAUCUUUGAGCAAUAACG
Messenger RNA from Aphanomyces astaci, 2352 nucleotides. RefSeq lists its product as hypothetical. The record is from RefSeq and is a predicted model, not a curated record. Gene Ontology annotation, biological process: Golgi organization. NCBI's taxonomy places the organism in Eukaryota, Oomycota, Saprolegniomycetes, Saprolegniales, Verrucalvaceae. Gene Ontology annotation, cellular component: Golgi apparatus. Bases 34 to 1488 code for a protein of 484 amino acids. The transcript has 8 exons.